Messenger RNA from Canariomyces notabilis, 1653 nucleotides. RefSeq lists its product as uncharacterized. The record is from RefSeq and is a predicted model, not a curated record. The transcript is spliced from 2 exons. The coding region runs from base 1 to 1653 and encodes 550 amino acids. NCBI's taxonomy places the organism in Eukaryota, Fungi, Ascomycota, Sordariomycetes, Sordariales, Chaetomiaceae.
AUGGAUCGAAGCUCAUCAUCCCCAGAAACUGGGGCCUCGGCCCUGCUCGCCGCUGCCAGAGGCGUGACGGGCCUCGUGUUGGAUGACGACGACCCAGAAGUGUUUAUCAAGGAGGAGUCUUUAAGCCCCGUGCCGGACAAUGACAAAAAACUUGUCGUCACGCGGGUCUACCCGCCUCUCAAAUUCAAGCCGGGCUUUCAGGCCCGAAGCUUAACAGGGACUGUGGCAGGCCGGACGGGCACGGCUGCCAAAUCAGCCAAGCACGGCCGAACAACAGGAGCAUCCAAAGCUGCCGCCAUUCGAGAUCAUGCUCCUCAGCCAUCGGCGCAACCAAUCGUGCCACGCCGGAUCGAGGAUUGGGAGCCCUGGAAGGGGGUUCUUCACGAGCUCUACAUCACGCAGAACCGUAUUCUCCGCGACAUAAUCAGUAUCAUGGAGACUGAAUAUAACCUCAGGGCCACACCCAAAAUGUACAAGAACCAGUUUGCCCGCUGGGGCUUCUUCAAGUACGCCGUCAAGAGGCGGCCGCGGGGCAAGACCGAGUCGCCAACCGAACAGAGCUCAGACGACUCUCUCGAUACCGCCAUCAUCCUGCACAGUGAUGGCCUAAUGUACGAUAGCGAAAGGUCGCAGGCCAUGCAGGCCGGGCUAACAGCAGUCCGGCGCUUUGUCCGCGGCUACCUUGACCUCGACCCGGCUCACCUUACCGUCGAAGAAGUCGCAGGCUUCAUCGAUCCCUGCUACCGCUAUUUCAAAACCGCCAUGGACCUUUUCGAUCUCAAGGAGAAUACGGCCGGCGGGUCCGUGCUGCGGCUCGCCUUUCUGCAGAUCGAGCGCAAGAUAUCAAACCCGACCAUGAAGUCCUUCUCGGAUCUGUGCUUCCUCGUGCCGCACCUCCUCCUCGAAUCCGGCCGCAGAGACAUCCUCGCCGCCUACCUGCGCUACCUGUACCGACUCGCCGCCGUCAAGUUCGGCAAGCACCCCGUGACGGAGCUCGCCGCCUCGUUCGCGCGAAUGGUUGACCAGCCCGACGAGAUCAUGCGCUACAUCAUGCUCCUCUCGCAGAUCAAUUCGGACACCAUCUCCAACACGUCGGGCAUCCUCGACCGCACCGUCCGCUGGGCGCGGUAUCAGUACCUCGCCUGCCAGCGCACAAACAUGACGGAGCCCUUCCCCGUCGGGCGCAAUCGGCACGACCACCACAUGAUCCGUCUCGAGGCGCAGUCGGUUUAUUGGGCGCAGAACCUAGUCAUGCAGGACCCGGAGAGCGAUGAGAUUGCCGAGCAGUGGCUCAGCCGGCAAUUUGGCGAGAAUUUUGCCCCGCGCUGCGAGGCAGCGUUGGCGAGGCUGGAGGAACGGGCCGCUGCGGGGGAAUUCUCGCCUUACUUUUCAAAGAUGAUCGAAUGCCUCUAUAUAGGAUGGCUAAGCGACUACUAUGAGACGGUGCAGGAGUGGGAUAAGGUGUUUGAGUGGGGCCGGAAGGGGCUGGCCUUGUCGAGGGAGGAGCAGUAUAUCAUAUGGUCGAUCCAUCUCGAGGGGUUGAUGCGCAAGCAUGGGAAUCCGGAGGAGGCCGAGGAGCUGAAAAAGAGGAGGAUGGCGCUUGGCUGGCUGGAGAAGGUCAGGCUUGAGGUGGAUAGGCUCAGUCUUAGUUGA